Messenger RNA from Elaeis guineensis (African oil palm), 444 nucleotides. NCBI's taxonomy places the organism in Eukaryota, Viridiplantae, Streptophyta, Magnoliopsida, Arecales, Arecaceae. The record is from RefSeq and is a predicted model, not a curated record.
AUGAAGAUGGAUCGAAAGAAGGUGCAAGCCAUUUUGGAUUGGGCAGCACCUACCAAAGUUAUCGAGUUGAGGAGUUUUCUUGGUUUAGCCAACUACUAUCGCAAAUUUAUGGCUGGCUAUUCCAAGAAGGCUGCCCCAUUAAUAGAUCUAUUAAAGAAGAAUCAGUCGUGGGUCUGGACUGAAAGGUGUCAAGAGGCCUUCGAGGGAUUGAAGGUGGCUGUUUCUACGAAAUCGAUGCUCAAAUUGUCUGAUUAUAUGAAACCUUUUGAAGUACAUACUAAUGCCUCCGAUAAAGCUGCUGGGGGUGUGAUAGUUGCUGAUGCUUUGAGUCUGAAAAGCAUCGUGGAAGUGGCUGCUGCCAUUUCCUCUGUUGAAGCAGACUUCACCGACAAAAUUUGGGUGGCGGCUCAGUUGGAUAAAGGCUACCAAAAGUUACUUCAAUAA